UUCAGUUUGUGAAGUUUGAAGGGCGGUCAAGAUGAGGAACCUUGUUGUGUUUUCGGUUGUGAUUCUCUUAGCGUUCUCGAGCGCUGAGAAAGUUCGUUUCGAUAACUACAAAGUGUACGUAGUGCAAAUUGAUAAUGAGGAGCAACUGAAUGUGAUGCAUGAGAUUGAAAGGACCGCCUUCUCGAGCUACGACUUCUGGAGGAAUCCUUCCUAUGUUGGAAAUCCCGUUGAAAUUAUGGUAGCUCCCCACAAAUUGUCCGAGUUUGAAGAGAUUAUGGAAUCUCUGAAAUACAACUACAUUCUGAAAAUCGCCAACGUCCAGGAACUCGUUGACAAACAAGAUCCAGCAAAUCAACCAAGGAACACUGGAUUCUGGGAAAGAUACCAGACUAUGGAUGAGAUCAAUGUCUGGAUGGAUCAGAUGCUGACACAAUAUGGAAACGUUUUGACUCCUAUCACUUAUGGAAACAGUUACGAAAUGGAACCUAUUAGGGGCUUUUUGAUGUCUUACAGGUCUGGAAAUCCCGCCAUCUUCAUUGAAUCAAAUAUCCACGCUAGGGAAUGGAUCACUGCUGCAUCAACAACAUGGCUCAUAAAUGAAUUUGUAACGUCAACCGAUCCUGAGAUUCGUCGAAUUGCUGAGAGCUACGACUGGUAUAUCUUUCCAGUUACCAAUCCUGACGGUUAUCGUUAUUCUCACGAAGUCGAUCGCAUGUGGAGAACAACUCGUUCCCAGCACGUAUUGUUUUGCAGGGGAGCUGAUCCUAACAGAAAUUUUGACUACCGCUGGCAAGAUGGAAGUGGACUUGGUGCCAGUAAUGAUCCCUGCUCCCCGGCCUUUGCUGGUCCCUAUCCAUUUUCCGAGGUUGAAACCGGUCAACUUGCUAACUACGUUCUUGAGCGUUUGGAUCAUAUUAAGGUGUAUUUGUCCAUGCAUUCCUUCAGUGAGUUGCUUAUGUACCCAUAUGGUUGGACAUCAGCUCCAGCUGCUGAUGCAGAGAGUCUCAACCAGAUUGGACGUGCUGCAGCCGAUAGACUUAGGGUUCCGUUUGGAACAGAAUACGCCGUUCAUAGCAUAAACAGCCUGGUCCUUGCCACAGGAACCAGUGGCGACUGGGGAUAUGGCGGAGCUGGUAUCAAGCUAACCUACGUCUACGAAUUCCGUGACAACGGAACUCAUGGUUUCCUUCUACCACCGGAACAAAUUAUUCCAAAUUCUAUUGAAGUUAUGCAGUCAUUCAUUGGCCUAAUUGACGAGAGCGAGCGAUUGGCGUUCUCGAGCGCUGAGAAAGUUCGUUUCGAUAACUACAAAGUGUACAAAGUGCAAAUUGAUAAUGAGGAACAAUUGCAUGUGAUGCAUGAGAUUGAAAAGGCCGCCUUCUCGAGCUAUGAUUUCUGGAGGAGUCCUUCCUACGUUGGAAAUCCCGUUGAAAUUAUGGUAGCCCCACAUAAAUUGUCCGAGUUUGAAGAGAUCAUGGAAUCUCUGAAAUACGACUACAUCCUGAAGAUCACCAACGUUCAGGAACUCGUUGACAAGCAAGAUCCAGCAAAUCAACCAAGGAACACUGGUUUCUGGGAAAGAUACCAGACUAUGGAUGAGAUCAAUGUGUGGAUGGAUCAGAUGCUGGCACAGCAUGGAAACGUUUUGACUCCCAUUACCUAUGGAAACAGCUACGAAAUGGAACCUAUCAGGGGCUUUUUGAUGUCUUACAGGGCUGGAAAUCCAGCUAUCUUUGUUGAAUCUAACAUCCACGCUAGGGAAUGGAUCACUGCUGCAUCAACUACUUGGCUCAUCAACGAAUUCGUAACGUCAACCGAUCCUGAGAUUCGUCGAAUUGCUGAGAGCUACGACUGGUACAUUUUCCCAGUUACCAAUCCUGAUGGUUAUCGUCAUUCCCAUGACGUCAACCGCAUGUGGAGAACAACUCGUUCCCGCCACGGACUGCUAUGCAGGGGAGCUGAUCCCAACAGGAACUUCGGGUACCGCUGGCAAGAUGGAACUGGACCUGGUGCUAGUGACAACUCCUGUUCCCAGAUCUUUGCUGGUCCUUAUGCCUUCUCUGAACUUGAAACCGGUCAACUUGCUAAUUACGUUCUUCAGCGUUUGGAUCAUAUUAAGAUGUAUUUGUCUAUGCACUCCUUCAGUCAACUGCUGUUGUACCCAUAUGGUUGGACAUCAGCUCCAGCAGCUGAUGCAGAGAGUCUCAACCAGAUUGGACGUGCUGCAGCCGAUAGACUUAGGGUUCCCUUCGGAACAGAAUACGCAGUUCACAGCAUGAACAACCUCUACAUUGCUACGGGAACUAGUGGAGAUUGGGGAUAUGGCGGAGCUGGGAUCAAACUAACUUACGUCUACGAAUUCCGUGACAACGGAACUCAUGGUUUCCUUCUGCCACCAGAUCAAAUUAUUCCUAAUUCUAUUGAAGUUAUGCAGUCGCUGAUUGGUAUGAUUGACGAGAGUGAGCGAUUGGGCCAUUUGUAA
This is a messenger RNA of Phlebotomus papatasi, 2482 nucleotides long. RefSeq lists its product as uncharacterized. The record is from RefSeq and is a predicted model, not a curated record. Lineage: Eukaryota; Metazoa; Arthropoda; Insecta; Diptera; Psychodidae. Gene Ontology annotation, biological process: proteolysis. Bases 32 to 2482 code for a protein of 816 amino acids. Gene Ontology annotation, molecular function: metallocarboxypeptidase activity; zinc ion binding. The transcript is spliced from 12 exons.